Messenger RNA from Dissoconium aciculare CBS 342.82, 1073 nucleotides. Its product is annotated as alpha/beta-hydrolase. The transcript is spliced from 3 exons. Gene Ontology annotation, molecular function: palmitoyl-(protein) hydrolase activity; carboxylic ester hydrolase activity. Bases 230 to 985 code for a protein of 251 amino acids. The record is from RefSeq and is a predicted model, not a curated record. Gene Ontology annotation, cellular component: cytoplasm. Gene Ontology annotation, biological process: protein depalmitoylation. Lineage: Eukaryota; Fungi; Ascomycota; Dothideomycetes; Mycosphaerellales; Dissoconiaceae.
GCCGGAUCCGCAACCCCGUUCAGUGUCUUUCAUCACUUCCCAGUUUGGUCAUCAUCACUCUGGGCGUUGAGGUAUGGCUCAACUUGAAGUUUACUACUGUGCAUAGGCGAGCGAGGCGACAGUCCUGACGUGCCUGAAUCUGUUACCAUCACACCACUAAGAUGUCUGCGAGGACUGAUAGCAACACUAGUCAAGCUGACAACGGCAACAAUCGCUGAAUCGUUCCAUCAUGGGUCGACUUCCUACUGCAAGCGAUCUGCCUGGAACACUUCAAGCUGAUAUCGUCCCUCCUCCCAAAAAUGACCAACCCACCAACGUCCUGGUCCUCCUCCACGGCCUCGGCGACACCAAACUCUCCUUCACACGUCUCGGCCAGCAACUAAACCUUCCCGAAACCGCAUGCAUCUCCGUGCAAGGCCCCAAGAACGUCCUCGACCUGGGAGGUUUCCACUGGGGCGAUGACAUCCUAUUCGAUUCCAACACAGGUGGGCUGGACUCCGAUGCUGGGUUCCGCGAGACGCUUGCCCUCUUGACGCAGCUCGUCGAUGAGGUGCUCGUGGCGAAAUGCGGAUACAAGUAUCGCGAGAUUGUCCUGUUAGGCUUUGGACAGGGAGGUAUGGCGGCGUUGAGGUUGGCUGUCGCUUUGCACUCAUCAGCCUCAGCUCAACAGUCUCCCUCCAUCUCAAAAGAAUUCGGCGGAGUAAUCAGCAUCGGCGCCGCCUUACCCUCCGACGCGCCCGCCUCACUCGACCCGCUCUGCAAAACUCCCAUCCUUGUCUGCGCCGGCUCAGACCAGUCCUCGGUCACACCCUCCUCCGAGGAUAAAUUGAAGCGGAAUUUCGAAUUUGUGGAAGUGAGGCGCUAUCGAAAACCCGGGGAUUCCAUGCCCAGCAAUCGCGAUGAGAUGAUGCCGAUUAUGCAGUUCUUCUCGAGAAGAUUAAGGAGUGUGAAGGGUGUACCGGAGGGCAGUAUCGAGGUCUCGUGAUGCUGGUCGCAAAAUGGAAGGAGAGAAGACGAAUUAUGAAUUAUGUGUCUAUCAUUACCGCUCAAUCUGAGACUGAAUUUGUUUCGAG